Mangifera indica (mango) is the source of this 1792-nucleotide messenger RNA. Its product is annotated as glutelin type-D 1-like. The transcript has 3 exons. Gene Ontology annotation, molecular function: nutrient reservoir activity. The record is from RefSeq and is a predicted model, not a curated record. The coding region runs from base 532 to 1602 and encodes 356 amino acids. Lineage: Eukaryota; Viridiplantae; Streptophyta; Magnoliopsida; Sapindales; Anacardiaceae.
UGAUGAUUCUUAUUCUAAGCAAGUCUUUUCGAAUUUGGUCGCUAUGAUUAACUUCAUUCCACUAGCCAAUUGAUUCUUAGCAAGUCAAUUGAUUUUGAUUCGUAAAAGAAUAAAUCAUGAACUUGCAAGAAAAUGAGAGAAACCAAACCCACCAAGGCUCUUUUAUUGGAAUUGGGAAUAAAUAUCGAAUUUCUACGAUUAUGUUAUGUACAUUCAUAAUGUUUAUCUAUUUAGAUUUUGAUGUUUUCAAAUCAAAAUAUUAAAAUAAUCUAGAAACUCCAUCUGUAUGGAGAUCCAUAAUUACUCCUAUUUUUUGGUAUAUAAUUUAAAUCAGUUACGAUUAUGGAUAAUACACAUAUUUUGCUAAGUAUCUUUUGCUCUGUUGCAGUACUUAUCGGUUGCAGUACAAUCUCUCUGAGUUGCAUAUAAACCCCUUUCGUCUCUGUUUUUGACCGAUCAAGGCAUAACAAUAUCUUUGUGGGUUUUUUAAUCUGAUUUUGAUAUUGUUGGGUUAGUAAUUUUUUGAGAAAAAUGGAUCUUGAUUUAACACCCAAGUUGCCCAAGAAAAUUUAUGGAGGAGAUGGAGGAUCGUACUAUGCGUGGAGCCCAUCAGAGUUGCCAAUGCUGCGUGAAGGGAACAUUGGUGCUUCGAAACUCGGUCUUGAAAAGAAUGGCCUUGCUCUUCCUUCUUACUCUGAUUCCAACAAGGUCGCUUAUGUUCUUCAAGGCAAUGGAGUCGCUGGAAUUAUCCUUCCUGAAAAGGAAGAGAAGUGUAUUGCAAUCAAGAAGGGUGAUGCUAUUGCUCUUCCUUUUGGAGUUGUAACCUGGUGGUAUAACAAGGAGGACACUGAAUUGGUAGUUCUCUUCUUGGGUGAUACCUCGAAGGCCCACAAAGCCGGUGAAUUCACUGAAUUCUUUCUUGCUGGUCCCAAGGGCAUGUACUCUGGUUUCACUACUGAAUUUGUGAGCCGAGCAUGGGACUUGGAUGAAAAUACUGUUAAAUCCCUUGUUGGAAAGCAGUCAGGUCAUGGAAUUGUCAAGCUUGGGGCAGGUGUUAAGAUGCCUGAGCCAAAGAAGGAACAUCGCGAAGGUAUGGCUCUGAAUUGUGAGGAAGCUCCUCUAGAUGUUGACGUUAAGAAUGGUGGACGGGUUGUCUUGUUGAAUACUAAGAACCUUCCUUUAGUCGGGGAGAUUGGCCUUGGUGCUGAUCUGGUUAGGUUGGAUGGAAAAGCCAUGUGCUCUCCGGGUUUUUCUUGUGAUUCUGCUUUGCAGGUGACUUAUGUUGUGAGGGGCAGUGGCCGAGUCCAAGUUGUUGGCGCUGAUGGCAAAAGGGUGUUGGAAACAACCAUCAAGGCUGGUAAUCUGUUCAUUGUUCCAAGGUUCUUUGUUGUUUCAAAGAUCGCUGACCCUGAUGGCAUGGCGUGGUUCUCAAUCAUCACCACUCCUAAUCCUAUAUUCACAAAUUUGGCUGGAAAGACAUCAAUAUUGAAGGCUGUAUCACCUGCAGUGUUAGAGGCAUCUUUCAAUGUAGGACCAGAUUUGGAGAAAGCUCUUCGCUCCAAGAGGAUGUCUGAUGCAGUUUUCUUUCCUCCACCGAACUAAGCAACUUGGCUCCUUGGUUUUCAGAUUAGUGUGCUCCUAAUAAAUCAAUAAAAGAUUAUAUGAGUUGUAGACUUAGAGGAGAUUACUAGAUGUGGUUUCUGUUUGAAUAUAAGACUCCUUCAUCCCUCUCUAUUGUUCUAUGUUUCCUCUUCAAAAUGAAAUUGCUCUGUUUGGGGGGCAAUUAUGGUUA